Molecule: messenger RNA, 1089 nt
Organism: Striga asiatica
Lineage: Eukaryota; Viridiplantae; Streptophyta; Magnoliopsida; Lamiales; Orobanchaceae
Source: the annotation of a GenBank genome assembly
AUGGUGACGGAGAGGCGUGGGUCCCGGUCGAGGAGGAGCUUGGCAGCCUCGACAGUGGAGACGAGGUGGCUCAGCCCGGGAGAGGGGAUGAACACCAACUCAAAAUUUUCCAUCACCAUUCUCCAAAACAUCGUCGAUAAACCGGCCCAAAAACUCAUACGACGAACCUCCUUCCGACAUGACAGCCCGACUCGUUUCACUCAAAGCCCUCACCUUAGCCCGCCGGCCCUCAUUCUCUGUGCCCAUCAACUCCCCGACGGCCCUCUCUAUCCUGUCGGCCGGCACAAUCACGCCGCUAUCCCUCUUGUAAUCCAUCUUAAUCUCGACCGCAAUCCCGAGCUCCGUCACCAGCUGGAACGCGUUCGCCUGCUGCUCGGCAGCCAACGGCCACACGGCCAUCGGCACCCCACACCACACACUCUCGAGCGUCGAGUUCCACCCGCAGUGCGAAACAAACCCCCCGACCGCUCGGUGGGCCAGCACCGCCACCUGUGGGGCCCACCCGAUCACCUUCCCGAAGCCCGAAAUCCGCUCCAAGAACCCGUCGGGCAAAAACUCACCCACAUUCUCAAACUCCCCCGGAAACUCGAAUUUUCCCUUUGGCGCCGGUUUUCGCAACGACCACAGAAAUCCGCACCCGAUUCUCUCGAGCGCGGCAGCAAUCUCCCGCACCUGAUCCGCGUCGAAACUCCCGCGGCUGCCGAAGCAGAGGAACACUACCGACGAGUCGGGUUUCUCGUCGAGCCAUUUCGUGAUCUCGUCGAGCUCUUUAUUGUCCUCGUUCGAAUAUUGGAUGAUGGGGCCCACCGGAUAAACCGGCGGGAGAUUCACGAGCGCGCGCACCGCGCGCGGCUCGAGUUCGAGAAAAGUGUUGACGAUAAUACCCUUCGUCUCCCUGAACUUCCUAGCGAAAUUCAAGAAAAUGCUCUCCCCGUCGAAAACCAUUUCCGGCCACACGCGCACGGGAACAGGGGAACCGUACGUGGGGACGGAAAUCGAGGCGGCCUCGUCCGAAUCCUUGUACUCCUUGAGGUCUCGAUUUUCGAAAUCGACGAGUCCCUGGAGGUGGAGAAGGAGGCCGAGGCAUGA